AUGGAAAGGACCAAUUGGACAGAGAUUGAUUUCAUACUUCAGGGACUUUCUGAGUACCCGAAGGCUGAAAAACUCCUUUUUGUGAUGUGCUUGGUGAUGUACGUGGUCAUCCUCCUGGGGAACAGCGCUUUGAUCAUCCUGACUCUCCUGGAUGCCCGCCUCCACUCUCCCAUGUACUUCUUCCUUGGUAAUCUUUCUUUUCUAGACAUUUGCUACACAUCCUCUUUUAUCCCCUCAGUGCUGAUACACUUCCUAUCAGAGAAAAAAAUCAUCUCCUUCACUAGAUGUGUUAUUCAAAUGUCUGUGUCUUACACUAUGGGAUCCACAGAGUGUGUGCUCCUAGCAGUGAUGGCAUAUGACCGCUAUGUGGCCAUCUGCAACCCUCUGAGAUACCCCAUCAUCAUGAACAAAGCCCUUUGUGUUCAGAUGGCAGCUGUCUCCUGGGGACUAGGCUUUCUCAACUCAUUGACAGAAACUGUUCUUGCAAUACGGUUGCCCUUCUGUGGGAAAAAUGUCAUUAAUCAUUUUGUUUGUGAAAUAUUGGCUUUUGUCAAGCUGGCUUGCACGGAUAUUGCCUUGAAUGAGAUUAUUAUAAUGUUGGGCAAUGUAAUAUUCUUGUUUUCUCCAUUGCUGCUGAUUUGUAUCUCUUAUGUUUUCAUCCUUUCUACCGUACUAAGAAUCAAUUCAUCUGAAGGGAGGAAAAAGGCUUUUUCCACUUGCUCAGCCCACAUGACAGUGGUGAUUGUGUUUUAUGGGACAAUCCUCUUCAUGUACAUGAAACCAAAGUCCAAAGAUUCUGCUUUUGAUAAGCUCAUUGCCCUGUUCUACGGUGUGGUCACCCCCAUGCUCAAUCCUAUCAUCUACAGCCUAAGGAAUACAGAAGUACAUGGAGCAAUGAGAAAAUUAAUGAGUAGAUGCAGGUUCUGGGGAAAAGGAUGA
Molecule: messenger RNA, 939 nt
Organism: Nycticebus coucang (slow loris)
Lineage: Eukaryota; Metazoa; Chordata; Mammalia; Primates; Lorisidae
Product: olfactory receptor 13D1-like
Exons: 1
Coding region: 1-939 (312 amino acids)
Biological process (GO): G protein-coupled receptor signaling pathway
Cellular component (GO): membrane
Molecular function (GO): olfactory receptor activity; G protein-coupled receptor activity
Source: RefSeq, a predicted model, not a curated record